Molecule: messenger RNA, 767 nt
Organism: Cynoglossus semilaevis (tongue sole)
Lineage: Eukaryota; Metazoa; Chordata; Actinopteri; Pleuronectiformes; Cynoglossidae
Product: hydroxycarboxylic acid receptor 3-like
Exons: 1
Coding region: 17-442 (141 amino acids)
Biological process (GO): G protein-coupled receptor signaling pathway
Cellular component (GO): plasma membrane
Molecular function (GO): G protein-coupled receptor activity
Source: RefSeq, a predicted model, not a curated record
GAUCACGUAAGUCAAGAUGAGGUGCGAUUUUAAAGGCGCUCUGCUGCCCACUGUGCUCCCUCCAGUGCUGCUGAUGGAGAUAGUGUUGGGAAUCUUAGCAAAUGGUUUUGCUCUUUGGAUCUUCUGUUUCCAGCUGAAGCCAUGGAAGAGCAGCACAGUGUUGCUAUUUAAUCUGGCUGUGGCAGACUUUCUCCUCAUCAUGGCUUUGCCUUUUCGUGCCAGCUACUACCUGUCAGGGAUCAACUGGAUGUUUGGAGAGAGCGUCUGCAACAUCAUUCUCUUCAUGUUGGCCAUGAAUCGCAGUGGGAGCACCUUCUUCUUGAUGGCCAUUGCUCUGGACAGAUACAUGUGUGUGGUGCAUCCUCAUCAUCCCAUCAACUCGUGUUUCAAGAGUGUUUCAAAGGCCAUGCUGGGAGCACUCAUUCUAACCCUGUUGCUAUGACAGCUCACCUCUACUGCACCUUCCACAACGUUGUCCAACUAAGAGGGAGACGGGAGAAGCAAGAAUAGUAACAUUCCCAGAGUUUUUUCUUUCAUACCAAGAAAAGUUGUAUGGUAGAGAUAAGGACCCCAAAUCUUCACUGUUCAAUGCCUAUGGUAGUUACCAAUUUCCUAGGGCUGGGUGUUCAUUCUCUCUCUGUCUUUCUCUCUCUCUCUCUCUGCAGUCAGAAGAUGAGAAACAAAAAGAUAGAAUUUUGUGUCACCGAGCAUUUAUGUUCAGAAAACAAAUGAAGUUCCAAAGUCCUCAGCCAGGAACAGUGGCGAGG